This is a messenger RNA of Artibeus jamaicensis (Jamaican fruit-eating bat), 3410 nucleotides long. It is a transcript of the gene HAP1, whose product is annotated as huntingtin associated protein 1. Gene Ontology annotation, cellular component: dendrite. Gene Ontology annotation, molecular function: signaling receptor binding. Gene Ontology annotation, biological process: neurotrophin TRK receptor signaling pathway; neurogenesis; anterograde axonal transport of mitochondrion. The record is from RefSeq and is a predicted model, not a curated record. Lineage: Eukaryota; Metazoa; Chordata; Mammalia; Chiroptera; Phyllostomidae. The coding region runs from base 8 to 2428 and encodes 806 amino acids. The transcript is spliced from 13 exons.
GCGCCCGAUGGAAUCGGGCGAGGGCUGCGCCGGGGAUGGGCCCGGGGACUCCCCAGCGAUGACCCCCGCACCCCCGCCCGCAGCCAGUCCCGCUCCAGAGCCCUCCGCCGAGCGGGCGCCCGCUGCGGGACCGGUAGGGGGGUCCGGAUCCCCUUCCGUCUCGGGACCCCCAGCCGGAGCUUGCCCGGUUUCCCAGGCUGGGUCAGAGGCGGGAGCCUCACUCGCCCCGGUCCACGGGGAUGCCCAGUCUGUGCCCGGCAACUCGGACGCGCCGAGGACCCACUCCAUAUUCCAAGGGUCUCCUGCUCCCCAGACCCCUGAACUGGGGACGGGAAAGGCAGCGGACGUCUGGGAGACGCAGGCCACCUGCACUGGCCGGCGGCCGUGGGUGUCGCGCCCGGAGCGCUCCACCUUUAUUCGGGAGCAGGAGGAAGCACUGUGUCCGGACCAACCCCUGUCAGUCAAGAAGGCCACCCAAGGGGAUGUCACAGUGAUGACCGACUUGCCAGAGGAGAGAGAGUGGGACCUGGAUACAGCGGCUCACAUAGACCAGUCCCUGGUGAAACAGAACGGUGUUCUGAUGGAGGAGAACAGCAAGCUGGAAGCCAUGCUGGGCUCGGCCAGGGAGGAGAUUUUACACCUUAGACACCAGGUGAGCUUGCGGGAUGACCUCCUUCAGCUCUACUCAGACUCCGACGAUGAUGAUGAUGAUGAGGAGGAGGAGGAGAGAGAAGAAGAGGAAGAAGAAGAGGAAGAGGAGGAGCAGCAGCAGCAGUGUGAUCAUCCCUAUGAAGCCCCUGAGCUGACGCUGCCGAGCGAGCCGGAGCUGCCGCACCACUGCCCGCAGCUGGAAGCCCUGCAGAAGCAGCUGAGGCUGCUGGAGGAGGAGAACGGGCAGCUGAGAGAGGAGGUUUCUCAACUUGACGUCCUUGAGGGGGAGAUGCUUAUUCUGGAAUGCGUGGAGCGGUUUGCGGAGGCCAGCCAGCAGAUGGCCGAGCUGUCGGAGGUGCUGGUGCUCAGGAUGGAGAACUAUGACCAGCAGCAGGAGGAGGUCACCCAGCUGCGGACCCAGGUCACCAGCCUGCAGCAGCGCUGCCAGUCGUAUGGGGCUGAGACCGAGAGGUUGCAGCAGCAGCUGGCUUCGGAGAAAGAGAUCCAGAUGCAGCUCCAAGACGAGCUGCAGGACCUUCGGGAGAAGUACAUGGAGUGUGGGGGUGUGCUGACUGAGGACCAGGAGAACCCCCUCCGCCAGCGAGCCCCUGCGUCCACGGGCUCUGCCGCCCACUCUGCACACAAUGGCCCUGCGGAGGAGCUUCCAGGUUGCCAGGAGUCCCCGGCUAAGGAGCGCAAACGGUCUGUGAGGAGAAUCGUCUUGGACCCUCUGUACAUUAUGGAAGGGUGUGAGCUGUACUGCAGUGAGGACCAGGAGCAGGAACAGGAGCAGGAGCAGGAGCCAGGGUUCGAGGCCGAGGAGGGGUCCAUGCCGGCAGAGGAGUUCACACUCGUGGAGCUGCUGGUGCCUGAGGAGGAUCUGGGGGCCAUAGAGGAGGUAGUGCCGCCCGAGGACAGGGUGACGGACCACGCGGAGCUGGUGUUGGAGGAGGCUGAGGCCUGGGAGGAGGUAGAGCUGGAACUGGAUGAGGCGGCCCCGAGGAAUGUGGUGACCUCAGACCUGGAGGCCAGCAGCUUGGGCCUCUCACACCUGGACAUUAAGCAUGUCCUCCAGCAACUGGCCAACUGGCAGGACACCCAUUACAGGCAGCAGCCGAGGCAGAAGACACCCCAGAAAGGUGAGUGCUCCCAUGGGGCCUCCCUCCAGCCAGACGGACAAGCUGCAGAUCGUCAAGCCGAUGAAAGACUCCCUAACCCUGCAGCAGAGGCAGCAGGAAGCCAAAACAAACAUGGGGGACAGGACCAUGGAGUAGCAGCCCUGGGUGCAGACCAAGAACUCUCGAAGGCUGAAGCAGGACAGGGCCAGCCGCCCUCCCAUGGCCUGGGAGGAAGCGGGGCCUUCUGCGGCAAAGGCCUCCAUCAACAAGGGCAGUCGGACAAGUCCCCUGGGGUUUGCUGUUUCCCAGCAGCCUGCAGAGGCCCCACGGACAGCCUGAAGCCCCUUCUUCUGCUGCCUAACCAAGUCCCACCCGCCUCCCCUGUCCUUCCCACCCUCCAAAACGGGACCCCCAUCUGUCACCAGCCCACCCCAUGUCCUGAUGAACCCGAGCCGGAGGUCGAGGGCCCAAGCCAUGACGCUCUUCCGAGACGUGCUGAAGGACGCCCGGGCCUCCUUCUGCAGCCAGUGCGAAGGCUGUGGUUGCUGGUCCCGGAUCGCAAGGUGGCCCCCAAACGCAAGGUGGCCCCCGAUCUCAAGGUGGCCCCCGGGCAGGAGCAGCCCAAGGGGAGGCCCACGAGCUACCAGACUGAGGUCUGAGCUGAGGGCCGGGGGUAGGCCUGGCCCAGGAAGUUACUCUGAGCACCCUGCUAACAGCAUGCUCUUCAUUCCUUGGCUCCCAAGCUAAAGGUGGCUCCUGAGUCCUUGUCGACUUUUAGGGAUCUCCGUUCUUGGCCCCUUUCUUCUGAGCCCCUAAUUCCUGUUUGUCACUGGUGUGUCUCUACCUGUGGGUGAGGAGUCCCUCUGCCCAGUCUUGUGCCUUCCCCCGCUGUCCUGCCCCCCGCCUCGGCCUGUGAGCACCCAGGCUCCUGCCCUAGGCCCAGUCACUCCCUCCCACCGUGCGCCCCUCGGUGCCCUUCCAGAUGUUCUCCCAUUUCCCACCCUUUACUCGUCAACAGCUGGAGCCAGGAGCGCAGGACCCCCACCUGUGCCUGCCCUGCUCCCCGCAGUGCUUCUCGCUCUCCUGUUGCUUGUCAGCCUGUGUAUGUGCCGGCGCAGGAAAUAAAGCAGCUACCUGUGCACCGCUGGGUCUGGUCUCGAGACAUCUUUCAGGGAGCGUGCAUGCGUGUGCACGUGUGUGUGAACGAAUGCACCCUGGUGUGGCAAAGUUGUGGAGAGAAGCUGGGCUCCAAUAUCGAAUAUGCCCAAAGCUUUGAUUACACGGAUUACUUAACCAUGUCAGCAGCCCCUGUGGGGGGUGGGGUGGUGGUGGUUGUCAGAUGAGGGAAUUGGCCCGGACAGGUUAAGUGACCCUCCUAAGGGUCUAACAGCUGGUCAUGGAGCUAGGACUUGAACCUGAGACUUUGCCCCUGACUGGUGUUGCUCAUUUGGUUGAGCAUCGUACUGAAAAGUGAAGGCUCACUGGUUUGGUUCCUGGUCAGGUCAUAUGUCUGGGUUGUGGGUUUGGUUCCCAGUUGGGGUACAUACAAAAGGCAACCAGCAAGCGAUCGACGUUUCUCUCUCACAUGGAUGUCUCUCACCCUCUCUCCCUCCCUUCCCCUCGAAAAAUAAAUAAAUAAAG